CACGUCCAUCCCGCCGAAGAUGCCGUUCUCCGCGUACGCAAUGUCGACGAGCGCGUCCAUGGCCGGAGCGCGAACCCCCCCGGCUCGCACGCGACGACGCGCCUCCGUCGCGGGCUCGCGCGUCGCGUCCCUCGUCGCGGUCGGGGCUCCCAAUCGCCCGACCACGACCCAGGCGACGCAUCUUCGAACUCGCCGAUCCCAGCCUCGGAGGGCGGCGUCGCUUCGGGUCGAGGCGGCGUCCGGCGAGCGCGUCGCCGUCAUCGGCGAGGCCCUUUGGGACUCCCUUCCCGCGGGCCUCUUCCUCGGGGGCGCCCCGGCGAACGUCGCGUGCCACCUCAACGAGCUCGGCCGCGACGCCACGGUCAUCUCGCGCGUGGGCGACGACGAGCUCGGGCGCGAGGUCCUGCGCAGGCUCCACGGACGAGGCCUCGCCACCGAAGCCAUCCAGAUCGACACCGGCGGCAUCCCCACCGGCUUCGUCGUCGUCACCAUGGAGAACGCCAUGCCCUCGUACGACAUCGUCCAGCCCUCGGCGUGGGACGCCAUGGAUCCCACCGACGAUCUCGUCGCCGCCUGCGCGGGCGCCGUCGUCGUCUACGGAUCCCUCGCGCAGCGCGACGCGCGAUCCCGCGCGGCCAUCACCGCCGCCGCGAACGCCGCCGCCAAACGCGUCUUCGACAUCAACCUCAGGAAGCCGUUCAUCGACCCGGAGCUCUGCGUGGAACACGCGCGGGGAUGCUGGCUCUUGAAGCUCAACGACGAGGAGCUCCCGGAGAUGGCGCGAUGGCUCGGGCUCGACGUCGACGGCGUCGACGACAAGGAGCUCGCGUUCGCGACGUUCAACGCGCUCGACUGCGAGAUGCUGUGCGUGACGCGGGGCGGCGACGGCGCGGCGCUGCUCACAAAAAAAGCGGGGUGGAUGGAGCAUCCCGGAUUCCGGGUCGAUCCCGUGGACACCGUCGGCGCCGGCGACUCGUUUCUGGCGACGCUUCUGGAUAUGCUUCUGGAAGGAAUGGCACCGGAGGUGGCGCUGGAGCGCGCGUGCAGGAUCGGCGCGUUCGUGGCGACGCAGCAGGGCGCGACGCCCAGGCACGACGCCGAGGGGAUCAAGGCGCUCAAGCGCAAGUGAGCGCGCGUUAACUUUUACCCUCAAUCUCGCGACGUCGGUGUAACGAAAAUCGACACCUCACUUUGC
This is a messenger RNA of Micromonas commoda, 1195 nucleotides long. RefSeq lists its product with no specific name. Gene Ontology annotation, molecular function: kinase activity. NCBI's taxonomy places the organism in Eukaryota, Viridiplantae, Chlorophyta, Mamiellophyceae, Mamiellales, Mamiellaceae. The transcript has a single exon. Bases 20 to 1129 code for a protein of 369 amino acids. The record is from RefSeq and is a predicted model, not a curated record.